AUGCACUCCAGGGCAGUUUGCUCUGUCCUGCGGGGCACGCAUGGCCUCCCAGCUAGAGCUUCCUCUACAUCCACAUCAAUAGCAUGGCCAGGCGUCAUUCCCACGAGCCGCGCCUUUUCGACGACCCCGAGCCGAUGGUCCUCGGACGAGCAGGGCGGAGACAAGCCCAGCGACCCCCGGGGCCGAUCCAGAGCCGCCGCAGACUCCCUCAGUGACCUCGCCGGACCCUCGAGCGCCAACGGUUCCGCCCCGGGCGCACCGUCCAAGUCUUCCUUUAGCGCUGUGAAAACGAGCCAGACGAUCGCCAACGUCCGCACCGUCCCCCGCCCUGGCCCCCGUUCCGGCCCAGGCCCGGCGGGAGCAGGAGGUUCCAAGCCCGUGAACGUUGUCAAAGCCCCCAGUUUCUUGGGUAGGGGUCGUGGCCGCGGCGGGUUUGUUCGUAUGGGAGAGGGACGUUUGCCUGUGCAGCCAGGUGGACGCUUUCCCGGAACUGGAGUGACAUCUCCGUCGACCAGCCGCGGCGGCAGGGGUCGCGGUGGUACCUUUGGCAGCCCAAAUGAUCGGGUUGCUUCGCCGGGUGGAUUUGGAGGCGGCCGUGGUGGUGGUCGUGGAGGCCGAGGAGGUCGUGGUGCUCGUGGUCGUGGUCGGGGCGGUAGUCGCGGUGGCGAAAAAAGGGAAAAGUCUAGAAACCUGAUUAAUGGGCUCACCCCGGAAGAAGCCGAGAUUUCCAAGGAGAUGAACGCCAACUAUGAUGCCCUGAACGCAGGUACUCCCGGAAUCUACACCCCUUCGACCAACGCUGAGUCUUUGAAGGGUUGGCGUCCAGCUGUGCCAACAUCGACCGGCUCAGCAGGCAUGGUCGAAGGCGCUAUUCGAGCCAUGCGAGUGUUGGGAGGAGGUCAAGCAUUCAACACGGAGAGCGGCCCUAACCACCCGCGCGACACAGAGCAUCGCUACCACUCCGAGAAGCCUAUUUUCUUCUCGGACCCCAAGGAGCGCGACUACCUCAUUCAAGAAACCCCCCUCAGAUCCAUCCGGGGCCCCGGGGAGGAGACCAAGGAUGCCAUUAUGAGCGCUGUUGUCAGGGGCGAGUAUGAGGGCCCCAAGUUUGCCGAAAUGACGCAGGUUUUGCCAACACUUGCCAUGUUCCAUAGGCAGAACUCUACAUACAAAGCCUCGGAUGCUCAGAGAUUUGCCGAUAAGGUGGCUUCUUUACUGCCUGGAGCCCCAAGACCUGCUCCUGGCAAGCAGCCAAAAGCUUAA
Pyricularia grisea is the source of this 1263-nucleotide messenger RNA. RefSeq lists its product as uncharacterized. NCBI's taxonomy places the organism in Eukaryota, Fungi, Ascomycota, Sordariomycetes, Magnaporthales, Pyriculariaceae. The transcript has a single exon. The coding region runs from base 1 to 1263 and encodes 420 amino acids. The record is from RefSeq and is a predicted model, not a curated record.